AUGGUUCUCUCAACACAAGCCGUCAACGUCCUGCGCUACUCCGCACUCGGCUCCGGAAUCCUGUACGGACUGUACCACCAGCGCCAGCUGUCGUCGGCGGCGAUUGUUGCCGCCGACCAGGCCGAGUACAACCAUAAGGCCGCCCUGAUCAAGCAGGCGAAGGCGGAGUGGGCCAGAAAGCACCCUGUCAAGGCGCCGAUCGAUACCGGCGACUUGAUCACCGACCCUGACGAUAAGCGGUUCGACUUGGAGAAGUUCCUCAAGCACGUGGCUGGUGAGGCAUAG
Messenger RNA from Tricharina praecox, 285 nucleotides. RefSeq names its product putative ATP synthase subunit E, mitochondrial. Lineage: Eukaryota; Fungi; Ascomycota; Pezizomycetes; Pezizales; Pyronemataceae. The transcript has 3 exons. Gene Ontology annotation, biological process: proton motive force-driven ATP synthesis. Gene Ontology annotation, molecular function: proton transmembrane transporter activity. The coding region runs from base 1 to 285 and encodes 94 amino acids. The record is from RefSeq and is a predicted model, not a curated record.